Emericellopsis atlantica is the source of this 1487-nucleotide messenger RNA. RefSeq names its product WLM domain-containing protein. The transcript has a single exon. The record is from RefSeq and is a predicted model, not a curated record. Bases 203 to 1321 code for a protein of 372 amino acids. Gene Ontology annotation, molecular function: proteasome binding. Lineage: Eukaryota; Fungi; Ascomycota; Sordariomycetes; Hypocreales; Bionectriaceae.
CCAUCCUGCCUGGCAGCCGUCAUUAUUCAGGACCUUGUAUCAUAUAUAAGCCCAGGAACGCUCCCCCGCUGUCUGACCGGACCCUGGGUCUGACGCAAUAUCAAGAACCUUAAUUCGGCUUCAGUUUUCGAACCUUUCGAAGCGUAUAUCGACAACGCUCAUCACAACAUCCACUCUACCCGCACAUCACUAUCUCAGCUGCAUGCUUUGUGGAUCGUCGCCACUGAGACACUGCAUCUUCGCAGCGACCCCCAUGGCCGAAGACAGGGCCCCAGACGUGGGCAGCGAGGCGGACGACGACAACACAUUUACCAUCCACGUCAGCUUCCGCAAACAAGUAUACGACUAUGAAUUCGACCACGACGCCGUCGUCACAGAGCUGCUCGACACUCUCGAGGAAUCACUCGACAUACCCGUGCAGAACCAGAAGAUCAUCGUGCCGGGCGCACCGCUGGUGACGUGGAAGACAAAGAACCCACAGCAGCCCCUGUCCGACUGGGCUGGCAAGAAGCUCAUGCUGAUCGGGUCGAAUCUCAAGACAAGCAUGGCGGUGGAGGCCAUGUGCGCGCGCGUGGCCAAGAUCAACGCCGCCAAGGCCGCCCAGCGCCGAAAGAGCAAGGCGCCGAAGAAGACGAGACCCAGUGCCGAGUCGUCACAGUAUACCUUUACGCAGGUUCGACCGCUGAACAACCUGCCGAGACCGGAAAAGAGCCAGAUGCUGCUAAUGCGGCUGAAGAACGACCCGGGGAUCAAGCGGACCAUGGCCAAGCACAAGUUCACCGUGGCCUUGCUGACGGAGAUGGAGCCGUUGGCCAACACGCAGUCGAAUCAUGAGGGCACGUCGCGCAUCCUGGGACUGAACCGCAACAAGGGUGAGGUGAUUGAGCUUCGGCUGCGCACGGAUGCGCACGACGGGUACCGCGACUACAAGGUGAUCCGGAAUACUCUUUGCCAUGAGCUGGCGCACAAUGUGCACAGCGACCACGACCGCAACUUCUGGGACCUAUGCCAUCAGAUUGAGCGCGAGGUCGCCUCAGCCGACUGGAAGCAUGGUGGCCAGACCCUCGACGAGACCUCCGUGUACCAUAGGAACGGUGCUGUGGAGGAGGAAGAGGAGGCACAUCCCGACGAUCACGGCGGUUGGGAGGGAGGCGAGUUCACACUGGGCGGCGUUAGAGACGACGAGGCGGGCAUGAGUCGGAGGGAGAUUUUGGCUCGCGCGGCGAUGCAACGACAGAAGAAGGACGACCAGUCGGAGCGCGAGGCCGAUAAGGGGUGGCGCCCGUGCCAACGACCACGUCCAAACGAGGAGGCUGAGUAAGGGGGUGAAGUUGCAUUUCUGUCUGGGACGGGCAUAGCGAACGGGGUCAUUCAUCAUGGGAGCGUCCUUAGGAUUACAGGGAGUUGCAUUGCCAUUCGCAGCGAGACUAUUACGACUUAUGAAUACAGUAUCGGAUAAUGAAUUAUAUAACAGUCUUGAUUACCAU